Messenger RNA from Pecten maximus, 1080 nucleotides. Its product is annotated as complement C1q tumor necrosis factor-related protein 4-like. The transcript has 2 exons. Gene Ontology annotation, molecular function: protein binding. NCBI's taxonomy places the organism in Eukaryota, Metazoa, Mollusca, Bivalvia, Pectinida, Pectinidae. Bases 104 to 751 code for a protein of 215 amino acids. The record is from RefSeq and is a predicted model, not a curated record.
UGUGUAUAUGAAAUGCGCAGUACUUUGCAAGUUGUAGCUGGUAUAUGAGUAUGUAGGUACUCACCCAGAUCAUUUGUUGAAGAAUCGUCCUCAGACAAACAUCAUGGCUGGCCUUGUCCAUAUCAUUGUUGGUAUGUUGAUAUUAUGCUUCCACAAUGCGAGAAGUGUACCAGCCGUCAGCACGGACCAAUCCUCGAUGACAAUAGAGCAGCGAGUUACAGCGCUGGAAAGAACAAUUCAGGGACUUCAGUGUCAAAAUCAACAAUUAGUGGAUUGCGUGAUGAACAUAUCGUCGGACUAUAUCGAAACUGUCAAGUGCGCCAAGAGCAUCAUCAUAGCAGGCCUCUCUUUCGGGAGAGCUGUGAUGUUCUACGCCCAGCUGUCCCAUACGUUAUCCAACGUAGCCGUAGAACAGGGUGUUGUGUUUGACACCGUUGUGACAAAUGUUGGGGAUUGUUACAGCGGUCACACGGGUGCCUUUACCUGCUGCAAGUCUGGCACAUAUUUCUUCUCCUGGACAAUUGACACAUCAGCAGCACAGCGCGUCAAUACAGAACUGAUGAUGAAUAGUUCAUCCAUAGCUACAAACCGUGCAGGUGACCAAAACUAUCACGCCACCGGAAGUAUGUCGGCUGUGAUUCAUUUGCAUAUCGGUGAUGAAGUAUGGAUCAGAGUCAAGUAUCGUCAUCCAGCUACCUCAUAUAUCCGCGGUGAAAAAACGUCAUCUUUUACCGGCUUUCUUAUACAUUGAUCACGCUCCAUGACGGCUGGUUAGUUUCGGAUAUCUUGAUAAUAGAAUAGCAUACCCAUCAUAAAAAUGAAUACUAAAAUAUCUCUGAGGUACUAACAAACGUUGUUAUCCUGUAAUACAAUAUGAAAAUGCAUUGUAUAUAGUUUGAUUCUUAUAAAUAAGUGUGCAUAUUACACUGUGCUUAUCAUACGAGACAACGAUAGGUGGGUUUGUGUAUUUGAUAUUUAAAACGUAUGGCUAAACCUGGAUUAGAAAUAGCAUUGAAGAGACAAAAGAUGCCACAUAUUUAUUAAUGAAUUCAUUAAAUAAAGAAACACACUGAGCUUUGA